AUGGCAGAAGGCCAAGUGAUAGGACAACGCUAUCACGACUGCGCUGCAUAUUGGUGCAUAUGCGAUCUGAGAGGGUUGGAAAGUGUCGAGAUUCAACGCGUGAACGACAGAGUACUCUCUGGGAAAAGAUCAUUAAUCUUUGGACCGUACAACAAGUUAGAGCAGCACAAAAAGGAACCGAUUCAGAUAUGCGAAUCAUUCGUUUUCGAUUUUAUGCCUGAUACAUUGGGAUCUUUGAUCGAGAACAACUCACUCGAUCUUGUCGACAUGAAAAUCUACACUUGGCAAAUGUUUAAUGGCCUACAAUAUCUCAGUCAGGUCCAAGAUUCGUUGAUAGAGGAAAAAGACUAUAAAAGUAUUCCCCUUGGUCAGUUACAAAUAUGCACCAACGUGGAAACCAGUCAAUAUCUUGCAGACCUUACAGGGUCUUUUGAAAUUGGCGAUUUUGGUUCCGCAAAGGUUGUACGGCCAGGAAUGACGUCAACACCGUAUCAGGUUCUAAAUUCGUAUUCACCUGACUUCUGUGAAGUGGCCUAUGAUGCUUUCAAUGUGACACGUUUACGACACCCGGAAUUACUACUCGGAUCUGAAAAUUACAAUUGGACACCGAGUCCAACCUCAUUGUCAAGAGAAGGAGCCAAACGAUCAAAUGGUCAGCUAAUCUCACAAUGCAUAACGUCCGCUGAUAUUGCCGAGGCUCAUUCAAUAGAUGAAUCCAAGGUGAAAGCAAAGUUGACAUCCAUUGUGAUGAGGACGAAGCUCGACUUCAGUUGUGAUGAUGAGUCAAAAGAAAGCCGUGAGCUUAAUGCUCCACUAGCUCAAAAAGUCGGCGCCAGCAAGGAAAAACCGUCAACCGAGUCGGUAGAAACCGGAGAACAAAGGAAGAAACCAAAGAAGAAACUCAGGGGAAGAAGCACGAUGAUGGCGGCAAAUCCUUCAAACAGUCCCGCAGUUCCAGCUGGCGAAGCGGCAGAUCUGAAACGAUUUCCGAUUUCUCCCGCAUCCAUCGGGCUACCUAAUCUGCUUCCUCCACAAUUUGAAGGCGUUAUCGUGAAGAGUACUGCUGCUCUGACUCACCAAUUCUCUCAUGACGGAUCAAUGCCAUCGCAGGGCACCGAGUGGUGCAUUAAUGCUGCUGACCAGGUUAAAUAUGAUUCAAUCUUUGAUUCGUUAUGCCCUAUUGAUGGUAAGCUUCCUGGAGCAAAAGUUCGUCCAGUGCUCCUUAAUUCGGGUCUUAACCCAGCCAUUCUCGCGAAAAUAUGGGAGUUAGCAGACCAAGAUAAAGAUGGUCAGUUGGACAGGAUUGAAAUGACGGUCGCCAUGCAUCUUGUUUACAGGGCUUUACAAAAUGAACCUGUUCCUGCUGUUCUUCCCAAUUCUCUGAUCCAUCCAUCCAAAAUGUCACUAACAAGGCGCACCUCAACAGCAUCCGUGGCUUCUAUGCAUGCUGGAAAUGGAUCUUUCAAUUUUGGGAUGCCUCCGCAGUCUCAGUUCAUUCCAGGCCAAGCCAAUUACCGUUCCCGUACUGGGAGCAUGACAUCCCUGGACGGCGUUGGGCAUACUACGAAACUUCCUCCUGUAGAGAACAGGAGCGCCUCCGUACAGCCUAACCAAGGCUCAAGAAACGAAAGCGCGCCGGCAACCCCCGUUCGCGGAAUGGGUGGUCCACUGUCCAUGUCCGUUGGAAGUAGUAGUAAUUCAUCCCUCGAAUGGCCAGUCGAUCGACUUGCUUCUGCAGCACAAUUCGCUGCCUGCGAUACGGAUUCAGAUGGCCUUGUGAAUGGGAACGACGUUAAACAUGUGCUCCUUGGUUCAGGAUUGCCGCAACAGGCACUCGCUCACAUAUGGGCUCUCUGUGACAUCAAUCGUACUGGCAAGCUUAACCAGGAACAGUUCGCUCUUAUUGUCCAUCUUGUGAACAUGAGAAAACGUGGAGAGGAGUUGCCAUCAACAUUGCCACAGUUUUUAAUACCGCCAUCUCUUCGAGUGCUUUCAGUCUCAGAGAAUGGACACUCCGCCCCAGAUGCGAACACAGUCAACGCAGAGCAUAUUAGUGCAAGCGAUUCAGGUGAGAUGCGUCGACUUGCCGAGAAAUGGAGAAACUCUUAUUCCGAUCGCAGGGAGGCGGAUGCUCAGGUAUCGCAGCUCGAAGCUGAUAUGAAGGUGAAAGACAGCCAGAUCAAGAAUCUUCAGGUCGAGCUUCGAACGCUAGAAGUAACCGUCAAACAACUUGAACGACAGAAAACGGAAGCCGGACGUCGCUUAGCCGAUCUAGAUGAACAAAUUAGACAGCUUGAAGCAGCAGCUCUAGCACAAGCCAAGAAAGCGGAAGAAGCACAGAGCAGACUCAACCAACUUGUAGAGGACACUCAAAAGGAUGCGGCUCAUGCCGAUGGAGCCGCUAAGAGACAGCGUGACGAAGCACAGCGUGUUCAACUCAACGAAGCGAUUGCGCAUGCGGAAACUGUGGUUAACGACAUUCAGAAUGUGCUGAAGUCAGCAGAUCCAACAACGGAGUUGUCUUCCAAGCUAAGCCUGUUGGAAGAUAUUUCUAGGAAAGAUUUGUUUAACGACGUUCCGUUCUCCAUAGCUUCCACGUCAAACCAAGCCAUUCAUCAACCGCCAGACCCUUUUACCGGUGUUCAGACAGUUCCUGCAAUUCGCUCAGUUGUAAGUGCCACUAUGCAAGCACGUGACGUCCGUUCGCGCAGCAGACUUGACCCUUUGCUGGCUGCUUGCGCUUCGGGCAAUUUCGCGAUUCAUUUUCCACAAGAUCCAUUCGGAGGUGGUGCAACUGCUGGAGGUGGCCUCCCUAUGACGCUCCGCCAAACAUACAUGGUCACGCUUUCUUUAAUGAUUUGCGCCAGUUGCUAUUGGAAUCCUCUCCAAGGUGGUGGUGUCAUGUCAGUUAUACGAGUCGCUUGCUACGAUGAAGAUGCAAACGGUGGUAUGGCUCCAGAUCCAUCGACUGCGGCAGCGAAGAAUCCACCGCCACGCCCAGCACCACCGAAAUCUAGCGCUCGCCAAACUCCUGUGAAUGGAGAUCCAUUUGCAAACACAGAUCCCUUCGCCGCAGAAACUGUCGCUGCGGCUCCAGGAGGAGGGUCAAAGAGUAGAUUAAACUAUUUCGUGAAGAGGAGGAGUCUUUCAGAGGAUAUAUAA
Messenger RNA from Ostertagia ostertagi, 3162 nucleotides. The record is from the annotation of a GenBank genome assembly. NCBI's taxonomy places the organism in Eukaryota, Metazoa, Nematoda, Chromadorea, Rhabditida, Trichostrongylidae.